AUGAGCUCGCAGGCGUACUAUGAGCUCUACCGUGGGAGCAGCAUCGGGUUGUCCCUCACCGAUACGCUCGACGACCUGAUCAACGAAGGCCGGAUCGAACCCCAGCUGGCGAUGAAGAUUCUCUCGACGUUCGAUCGUGUCAUUACCGAGGUGCUGGCGGAUAAGGUGCAGGUUAAGCUGUCUUUCAAGGGACACCUUGAUACCUACCGAUUCUGCGAUGAAGUCUGGACAUUCCUUAUCAAGGACGUCAACUUCAAAUUGGACAACCAGAGCACCGUCUUUGCGGAUAAGGUGAAAAUCGUCAGCUGCAAUAGCAAGAGGCCUGGAGAGGUUUAA
Messenger RNA from Aspergillus chevalieri, 336 nucleotides. It is a transcript of the gene TOA2, whose product is annotated as transcription initiation factor IIA subunit gamma. Gene Ontology annotation, biological process: RNA polymerase II preinitiation complex assembly; transcription initiation at RNA polymerase II promoter. The record is from RefSeq and is a predicted model, not a curated record. Gene Ontology annotation, molecular function: TBP-class protein binding; RNA polymerase II general transcription initiation factor activity. The transcript is spliced from 3 exons. Gene Ontology annotation, cellular component: transcription factor TFIIA complex. The coding region runs from base 1 to 336 and encodes 111 amino acids. NCBI's taxonomy places the organism in Eukaryota, Fungi, Ascomycota, Eurotiomycetes, Eurotiales, Aspergillaceae.